This is a messenger RNA of Stereum hirsutum FP-91666 SS1, 1769 nucleotides long. RefSeq lists its product as uncharacterized. The record is from RefSeq and is a predicted model, not a curated record. The coding region runs from base 11 to 1432 and encodes 473 amino acids. The transcript is spliced from 4 exons. Lineage: Eukaryota; Fungi; Basidiomycota; Agaricomycetes; Russulales; Stereaceae.
GGUUGAUCGCAUGUUCAUUUGGUCAAGUGGGCUUCUCUGUUCGACUCUUGUUCUACUGCUUUGUGGACAUGUUGCAGCGGACCAGAAUGAGACAGACACAACUGACAUUAUAUUGAGCUACAGGCCAUCGUUGUCGUACUCCCUUCCCCUCCAAGUUCUCCUGUUCACCAUCAUUUGUACAAUUAUUCUCGUGUUAUGUGUUCAUUUGGCUUUCACAUCGUCCACCCACUGGAGCCUUUCUCCUUCAUCAUUUUCCCUCCAGUUAUCGGCUUCUGUGUUCUUUCUAUCGACACAUGGCGCCAUACUCAUCAUGGUGCUGAAGAUUGCGAGCCGGCAAACGUUAAAGUGGCCGUAUAUGUUCUCUUGGGUUGCUGUGGAAAUACCUCCCCAGAUACCACCAGUGUGGUCAAGGGCGCGAGUCAUCACUUGGUGUGUCGCCAGAACGAUUAGCUCAGCCCUCGUGCAGGCAUCGCAUGUGCAUUUAUUAACCCUGCUCUAUCCUUCGCGCUUCGAAUCCCUUCUGCUACACUGCACGCUCGGCCCGCUCGUUGUGGUGUGCGCCGUCACUCAAUUUUUACCUUUAAUCCCACCUGCGCACCCGGACUAUAUUCACGUCACAUACGCCAUUCGGAUGACCUGCACCGCCUCUCUCGCAAUCCUCUUUUCGUCACUGCUGCUUGUCUGGUCUACACCCUUCUUCAAUUCUUCUCCACCCGAGGAUGACGUUGUGCCGACGUCUACACCAUCUACAAAGCCACAUCCACCCGUAUCCUCUGCUGUUUCUUCACCACACUCAAAACCGCUGCAUCCCCUUGCUCACCUCUUUCUCAGUUCGACCCCUCUGCCGCGAGCACGCUCCCUAACCAAGCUCUUCUCCUCGCGAGCUUGGUCUCGGCACUCUGGCACCCUAACACUCGCACUCUCAACGCUCUCACUCUCUCUCUUCAACAUUAUUCUCUCCCUUGCUUGUCUUGUCCAUGCCGCUCACCCAACAGCCAUCAGGGGCUCAACUAUCGUGAACGAUGAGGGUGGUCUGACUGUGACGAUGGUCAGGGAGGCGCCGUGGCAGUUGGCGAUGAUCUGGGCGAUCACACUUUGGCAGAGUUAUCUGGGAUGGUGGUGGUGGAUCUGUGCAGGCGGGGAUGUGGACGGAAGCGGAAGUGAUGGGAGGGAGCAGAAGGAAAGGAAUAUUGGGCUCGGAGGCAUACAAGGCGCGAAGGUGCAACUUGGCAAGUUGGGAAGGAGAAUAAGGAGGAGGAAAGAUGUAGGAAAGGCGAAAGCCGUGGUGAACAAGGAAAUGGCUGGAGAGGAACAAACAUACCGGGAAGCGAUGUUGGACAGCCCGAAGAUACUGGCCGCUGGGAGCACCUUUAUACCUUCACCAUCGCGCACCUCCAAUCCUGCCUCGUCGACAGCACCUAUGGGGAAAUGAUUGGGUGGUUUGAGCCAAGAGCUUGAGUCAUCGGAAGGUGCGGGAGCCUGAGCGUACUCCCUCUCUCCGUCUGUGGAACGAUCGUGCAUCGGAGUAUAGUAUGGAUACCUGUGUCGAGAAACUUACAGAAGUUUCGCCUUUCCGGGUCCUUCCGCACCCGUCGAUAUUAUGGAUCGACAUCGGAGUAUAGUAUGGAUACUCUAAUCUUCGUCGAGGAACGAAUACUAUGCCGAUCGCACAUCGGCGUUUGAUGAUCAGUGUACACCUAUUUGUUGUCCGCUUUCGAGCUUUGAUGUUUCUAGCUGUUGUAUCCGUACUUUAUACCUCCUCCAAAUUC